Molecule: messenger RNA, 404 nt
Organism: Laccaria bicolor S238N-H82
Lineage: Eukaryota; Fungi; Basidiomycota; Agaricomycetes; Agaricales; Hydnangiaceae
Exons: 5
Coding region: 47-277 (76 amino acids)
Biological process (GO): vacuole fusion, non-autophagic
Molecular function (GO): endopeptidase inhibitor activity
Source: RefSeq, a predicted model, not a curated record
AUCCAAGACUUUCACACCACAACAGUAACGAUUCAAUAGUGCUAUCAUGUCGGCUGGAAAAUUCAUCGUUGUCUUCAAACCAGAAGUCACCCAAGAUGAGAUCACCAAAUACGUUAAUCAAGUUAACACUAAUGGCGGCGAGGUCACCCACCGCUACGAUUCAGUCCUCAAUGGAUUUGCCGCCACAUUGACUCCGGAGUCUCUCCAAUCUUUCCAAUCUCUCACAGGCGGUGUGAUCGCCUACAUCGAACCCGAUGGCAUCGUCACUACCCAGUAAAUAGCGAUAGCCAACUCAGUCAAUGUACUUGUCACUAUCUGAUUAGAUCAACAAGGUCUUGUAUCCGUAUUUCACUAUGCGCCUUUGGAAAACUUCGUGUAUUGGCAAGAAUUAUAAUGAAAUGUAU